This is a messenger RNA of Prorocentrum cordatum, 2099 nucleotides long. NCBI's taxonomy places the organism in Eukaryota, Dinophyceae, Prorocentrales, Prorocentraceae. The record is from the annotation of a GenBank genome assembly.
AGCGCUUGGGCUCAAGCUUCCACGGGUGGACGCAGGUCUGGAAGCAGGCGCGAGCGCCCUCCUGCCUCUGCAAGCCAGCCCCCCGCGCCGACACGAUGGGGUGCUGCAUGGCCUCCCGCCAGUCUUUCGACAUGGCCUCCCGCCAGUCUUUCGACCCGACGCGGUACACAGACGCCACGAGCCUCUUCGACGCUCUUGCGUUCACCGUGGAGGGCCUUCACCCAGUGCGCUUGGUCCGCAUGUCGUGGCUUCUGCAGCAGCGGGGCACGGUCCUGAAGAGGCGCCAGGAGCUGCCAGAGGAGGCGUUCGUGUCCGCCGGCGAGCUGCGGGCCAUUUGGGAAGCCAGCGGGCGAGGAGGAGAAUGGGACAAGGUGGCGCCGAUCAUCACCAUCUCGUUCUGCUGGGACUCACGCGAGCAUCCCGACCCCAAUGGGGUGCAGCUGAGCUUGGUGAUAGACACCCUGGAGCAGGAGCGCCACAAGUACUCCAGAGGAAAUGGUUCCUUUAAGGGGUUCAGCGACAUGGGCGUCUUCUGGGACUGGCCCUCGCUGCUGCAGGGCGACCCCGACAAGGCCGAUGAGGCGAAGGCCGCCGCCCUGCGGCAAGGAAAAACCCAGAAGGACGCGCAGAAGGCCGCGGACGAGGCCAAGCGUACCCCCGCCGAGAAGGCCGCGUUCAAACAUGGGCUGCAGGAGACGAUGGACCUGUGGUACGCCCACCAAGCCACUACCGUCCUCCUGCUCACCCAGCACCCCCGCGAGCGAGGCAGCGAGCGCGAGUGUGGCUACGACCAGUCGGGCUGGACAACGUACGAGCGUUGCUCCGCGGAGCAGAUCAAGAAGGUCUACCGUUAUCAGGCGAAGUGGAACCCCGUUGCCGACCUUGGGGGAGGGGCGGGGGUGACGAAGGCCCGGAGGAGGUGGCCGGUGGGCCCGGACGAGUUCGACCGGCUCAUCGAGGACAGGUCCUUCACCAACGGCGCGGACUGGGAGGCGGUGAAGGCGCUCUUCCGGCGGAUGAGCCGCGCGCAGCUGGGCGGCGUGACGAUUCUGAGCUUCGACGGAAUGCCGCCCCCGACCCCCGCGCAGGUCGCGGGGCUCGCAGGCUGCCUGCGGCUGUGCGCCCGCCUGGAGAAACUGGACCUGAACAAUUGCAACAUCGGCGACGACGGCGCGCAGGCCCUGGCGAAGGCGCUGCCCUCCAUGCCCGGCCUGCAGUACCUGCACCUGCCCAGCAACGGCAUCGGCGACGACGGCGCGCAGGCCCUGGCGAAGGCGCUGCCCUCCAUGCGCGGCCUGCAAUGGCUGAGCCUGAGCAGCAACGGCAUCGGCGACGACGGCGCGCAGGCCCUGGCGAAGGCGCUGCCCUCCAUGCCCGGCCUGCAGUACCUGUACCUGGCCCGCAACGGCAUCGGCGACGACGGCGCGCAGGCCCUGGCGAAGGCGCUGCCCUCCAUGCCCGGCCUGCAGUACCUGGACCUGGCCCGCAACGGCAUCGGCGACGACGGCGCGCAGGCCCUGAAGUCCGCCUUGGGCGACAUAUGCGAUGAUGUCUUGGUCCUCUGAGCCAGGGGCGAGCCGCACAGGGCGCGGGUGAGAAACGGGAGGGCGCGCGGGAAGGGGAGGACCCAAACGCGACAAGGAGGACCCAAACACGACCAGGAAACUCAUGUACCAGACCAGGCAUCAGCAUAGGCACGUGUGCCCUUGUCUUCCCAGUUUGGUGCCUCGUUUUGCCGCGAGGUCGGCAUCCUGGCCAGAUGCCUCGUUCGCGCAGUUUGCGUGGCCCCUGCGGCAUGCGGUAUGCGUGUUUUUCUGUUGGCGUCGGCGGCGCUCCCAAGGGGGGAAGCGAACCAGGGGGCAGGCCUUCUGCGGAGGCGCGUGGCUUCUCAGGAGCCCCCUGACCUUCUGCUGAGUGUUCCGUGCCUGCGGGGAGAGUUUUUGCUCGAGAAUCUGCCAGGAGGCCCGAGGCUCUCCGAGCUCUGCGUCGCCCAGCGCGCUCCACCACUCGCAGAGGGCCCGCUCGCAGGCACCCGAGACGCACACGUGCUCGCAUCGUCGUGGCAGCGGCUCGUAGAGUCCCCCACCCCCCCCGCGGCG